Molecule: messenger RNA, 789 nt
Organism: Mytilinidion resinicola
Lineage: Eukaryota; Fungi; Ascomycota; Dothideomycetes; Mytilinidiales; Mytilinidiaceae
Product: urease accessory protein UreG
Exons: 3
Coding region: 1-789 (262 amino acids)
Molecular function (GO): GTPase activity; nickel cation binding
Source: RefSeq, a predicted model, not a curated record
AUGGCACACUCCCACUCCCACGACGGCGGCCACAGCCACUCACACAACCCUACCCCCGCAGACCACGGCCACACGCACGAGAUCCUCGACGGCCCAGGGUCGUUCCUAGGACGCGAGAUGCCGCUGAUAGAAGGGCGGACAUGGUCAGACCGCGCCUUUACGGUUGGAAUAGGAGGCCCCGUCGGCUCCGGCAAGACCGCCCUCAUGCUGGCCCUCUGCCUCGCGCUGCGCACCCACUACUCCAUCGCCGCCGUCACUAAUGACAUCUUCACGCGCGAAGACGCCGAGUUCCUGACGCGCCACGCCGCGCUGCCCGCGCCGCGCAUCCGCGCCAUCGAAACCGGCGGCUGCCCGCACGCCGCCGUGCGCGAGGACAUCUCGACCAACCUCGCCGCGCUCGAGGACCUGCACCGCGCCUUCGAUACCGACGUCCUUUUGAUCGAGAGCGGGGGGGACAACCUGGCCGCGAAUUACUCGCGCGAGUUGGCGGAUUUUAUAAUCUACGUGAUUGAUGUCAGUGGCGGGGAUAAGAUCCCCAGGAAGGGCGGGCCGGGCAUCACGCAGAGCGACUUGCUGGUGGUGAAUAAGACGGAUUUGGCGGAGAUUGUGGGGGCCGAUUUGGGGGUUAUGGAGAGGGAUGCGCGGAAGAUGAGGGAAGGAGGCCCAACGAUCUUCGCGCAGGUCAAGAACGGGGUGGCGGUUGACCACAUCGUGAACCUGAUCUUGAGCGCAUGGAAAGCGUCGGGAGCGACACAGGCGCAUAAGAAGGAGUAUACGCCCACGGUUUGA